AUGGCUCCGGUUUCGGCUCUCGCCAAGUACAAAUUAGUCUUCUUGGGGGAUCAAUCCGUUGGUAAAACGAGUAUUAUUACUCGCUUUAUGUACGACAAAUUCGAUAACACUUACCAGGCAACUAUUGGUAUUGAUUUCCUCUCCAAGACAAUGUAUCUUGAAGAUCGAACUUUGCAAAGAAUUUUCUUAUCUUGCACGUUCAGGGAUACUGCUGGACAAGAAAGAUUUAGGAGUCUCAUCCCCAGCUAUAUUAGGAACUCCUCUGUUGCAGUCAUAGUGUUUGAUGUUGCAAAUAGUCCUUUCUUAACACUUCAAAGUGGAUCGAGGAGGUUCGCACUGAGAGAGGAAGUGAUGUUAUUAUUGUCCUUGUUGGCAACAAAACUGAUCUUGUGGAUAAAAAGGCAAGUAUCUGUAGAGGAUGGAGAGGCUAAAGCUGGUGAACUUAAUUUCAUGUUUAUUGAAACUAGCGCGAAAGCUGGCUUCAACAGAAAGGCAUUAUUUCGGAAGAUUGCGGCAGCAUUGCCAGGAAUGGAAACAAUAUCAUCGACAAAACAAGAAGAUAUGGUUGAUGUGAACCUCAAGAAACCCUGCCCACAGGCUCAAACUUUGCUCUCCAUUCUCCAGAACUACCAGCAAAUCACUCCUCAGACCACACAAGCUGCUAUUUGCCAUGUCCUGUUGGGCAUCAAAGCCCAAAACUCCACUAAUUACCUACGACUCCCCUUAGGCAUUGGCAAGUCCAAA
This is a messenger RNA of Striga asiatica, 744 nucleotides long. Lineage: Eukaryota; Viridiplantae; Streptophyta; Magnoliopsida; Lamiales; Orobanchaceae. The record is from the annotation of a GenBank genome assembly.